GGUGUUGUGACGCCUGGGAAUCGAAAGUGCUGCGCGGUGGUAUGGGUGGUCACUUUCGCGUGCCAAUUUAUGACGACAUUCUAUGGGAUGACAUGGAGCAGCAUUUGCCAAACGAAUUCACGUACCACGAGGAGCAGUUUUUCCCUCGACCUACGACCGUUCUUGUCGUCGGAAACGAAAGCGUUGGUUUGAGCAAGGCGUCUUAUGGCUUUGCUCACAAGCAUGGCGGAAAGCGCGUCCACAUACCUUUGAUGAAUGGCGUGAACAGCCUCAAUUCGGUUACUGCGAUCUCGAUCAUCGCCUAUGAAUUUAGGCGUCAGAUGUAUGCCUUUGAAGACGGGUUACAAGCGUUGGAGAGUAGUAGUUCAGAGUUGGGCUAGAU
Soboliphyme baturini is the source of this 382-nucleotide messenger RNA. The record is from the annotation of a GenBank genome assembly. NCBI's taxonomy places the organism in Eukaryota, Metazoa, Nematoda, Enoplea, Dioctophymatida, Soboliphymatidae.